Molecule: messenger RNA, 463 nt
Organism: Camponotus floridanus (Florida carpenter ant)
Lineage: Eukaryota; Metazoa; Arthropoda; Insecta; Hymenoptera; Formicidae
Exons: 3
Coding region: 50-463 (137 amino acids)
Source: RefSeq, a predicted model, not a curated record
CGUCAGGGCGGACAAUCGGGGCGGAAGUUUGUCGUCGUAUUUUCAAAAUAUGUCCGACCAACAAACGGAUUCGUACGAUUCGAGACCAGUAACGUCGAAAAAGGAGAGACCACCCUUCAAGUUGUGUUUCUCGAGAAGCCAACAAACCGGAAGAUCCAACACUUGCGUAUCGAAAACGAAUGCAAACUUCGUCACGCCGAAAUUCUACUCGAGGGAACUCGAGGACGCGCGGAAUGCAGACGUAAGCGAUACGCUCGAGAGAAUCGCUGCGGAAGAGGAUAGAAAUCCGAGGAAUCUUUAUCAAUUACCACUGUUGACCAGUCACACUUAUGGUUGGUGGCACGACAAGGGGAUACAGCCGAAGGACACGCGAUUCAAUUUUCAUAAAAGAACGUCGGACCUGGUGAGUUUCCAGAUGAAAAUUUACGCCGAGGAUCGAAAUUUGAAGGGUCUUAAACAAUAA